CUCUCUUUUGGGUGCUUUCCAUGCAAAAAUAUAUUUAGGCCAAUUAAUGUUCGUUCUUGUUUGCUGGUCAAGAUGAGUAAUUUAGUCAAGUACACGGAGCACCGGCAUGUCACUACUAAGCUCGUGAAGUCUCUGGCCAGACAGUUUCCGGUGCCCAAUGCCGGGAAGCCUAAGAUAGUUCGGAUCUCUGUCACCGACGGUAAUGCUACUGACUCGUCAAGCGGCGAAGAGGACGAUGAGAAGCCAGUGUAUCAGUACAGAGUGAAGAGACUCGUUAACGAGAUCAGAAUCGAGGAUUUUUCAAACUAUGCAGCCCUGAACGCCGAGCCGGAGAAUACAAAGCCGAAACCAAGGCCAAAGCAUCACAAAGUAGAAAAGAAAACUCCGUUGAAAGCGCCGCAGCAGCAGUGUAUUCCGGAUAUCAAGCGGUACAGAGGUGUUAGACAGCGUCCCUGGGGAUGGGCAGCUGAGAUCAGAGACCCUCUCCGCCGGACGAGGGUCUGGCUGGGGACGUACGACACCGCCGAAGAGGCAGCUAUGGUUUACGACAGGGCGGCCAUUCGCCUCAGAGGCCCCGACGCUCUCACCAAUUUCGUAAAGCCUCCGCUUUCAUCACCUCCAACGCCUCAUGGCCCACCAUUACAACAAAAGGCUGAUACCGAGAGUCACUCAGUGAGCAGCACUGCUCCGGUAAGCUCUACUCAACGACAAGAAAUCGAUGUUGUAGGGGUUUCCGGUUACGAUUCUGGGAAAGAAUCUCACAGUCCCUAUUCUCCAACCUCUGUUCUCAGAUUUCAACCCGUUGAACUCGGAACAGAGGCGGAAAGUGACUGGAGACCAACUCAAGAUCAAAGCGAUGGCGAUUAUGGGUGGUUGGAUCCAUUACUAUUGAAAGAUCAUUUUGAGUCCGAAAGUCCUUCGCAUAUAUUUUUGGACGAGAUGAUCUUACCCGAAACAUGUUUAAGAAAAGAUGAAUAUCUUGGCGAUAUCUCAGUCGGUUUAGAAGAAGAUUUCGGAUCUUAUAAAUGGGAUGUGGAGACUUACUUUCAAGAUUCUCUGGAAUCGUUACACUGAGACUUAUAUCAUCAGUACACAUUACAUAAAUGUUUUUGGGCAUUCAUUUCAAAAUUCUCAAUUCUCAAUCUUUUUUUACCGGUGCAUGGAAGCAAGAGAAUGAUGCAAAGGAUGAGGGUAAAUAGCAUUGUAUUCUGAUAGGGGUAAAAAAAAUGGAGAAAAACAAGUACAUUUGUGGGGUUAUUAUUAUUAUUAUUACUAGGGUUAAUGUUUCUUUAUGUAUAUGAGUGUUGAAUUUGGAGUGGGAUGCUUUGCUUUUGAUCGGUUUGUGGUUUGAAGAGCCUUGAGUAGUUGUAAUAUUCACUGUGCAACCAAAUUUCUUUUCAAAUUUCUUUUCAAAUUUCUUAUGAAUGCAUCGUGAUUUGCGGAUC
Messenger RNA from Juglans microcarpa x Juglans regia, 1445 nucleotides. Its product is annotated as ethylene-responsive transcription factor CRF5-like. NCBI's taxonomy places the organism in Eukaryota, Viridiplantae, Streptophyta, Magnoliopsida, Fagales, Juglandaceae. Gene Ontology annotation, biological process: regulation of DNA-templated transcription. Gene Ontology annotation, molecular function: DNA-binding transcription factor activity; DNA binding. The record is from RefSeq and is a predicted model, not a curated record.